Molecule: messenger RNA, 587 nt
Organism: Elaeis guineensis (African oil palm)
Lineage: Eukaryota; Viridiplantae; Streptophyta; Magnoliopsida; Arecales; Arecaceae
Product: glutaredoxin-C1-like
Source: RefSeq, a predicted model, not a curated record
UUGGCUCUUGUCCUAAUUAUCUUCACAUUCUCCGGUCUCCAUCCAGCAUUCCUAACUAAGCUCCCACUAGUCACAACUUGGAAAUCCAGCCACAUCUUGUGCUGAUUAUUAGGCAUCUGAGCUCCAUAUUUAGCAAAAUUUGCUUCAAGUGUUGCGAUGGAUAAGGUGAUGAAGUUGGCCUCCCAGAGAGCUGUAGUGAUCUUUAGCAUGAGCUCUUGCUGCAUGUGCCACACCAUCAAGAGGCUCUUUUUGGAGCUUGGUGUCAACCCUGCUGUCUAUGAGCUUGAUGAGGACCCCAGAGGGAGAGAAAUGGAGAGAGCGCUUGUGCAUCUUCUAGGCCGCAGCCCGUCGGUGCCGGCGGUGUUCAUCGGUGGCAAACUCGUUGGGUCCACUGAUAGGAUCAUGUCUCUUCACCUUGGUGGUAGACUAGUCCCAUUGCUCCGCGAUGCAGGUGCUAUAUGGCUGCACAAGUGUUUAAAAUAAUAAGCUACGUGAAAAACGUAGUAAUGUAUUGGGAUGAGUUUCAAGUAAUACAUCGGUUCUUUUUGCUUUUUUUUUUUGCGAGGGAGGUAUCAAAAUAAAUUGUU